AACUUUUCCCCUGAGAAUAGCCAAUAAUUAGCUAAAACCAUGAGUCUUCACUUGUUCAUAUAUACAGACGGUGCUAGAUAUUGGCGAAACACUUAACGGGUCUGGGUCCGUGUCUAGAAAAUUAAUGCCACCCGGGUCCGGGUCUGGAAAUUUGAUAUCAACCGAGUCUGGGUCCGGGUUCAUAAAAACAUGGACCCGCUACUCUCUAGUCUGUCGACGUUUUAGAUGACUAAAAGUCAAUCAGAUCCCAAUUCAGAUCAAAUAAGUGAAAGAACUGUGCUAACAGCUUCUAGGAUUGGAAAAGGGACUUUUUUAGCUGUUCCCUUUCGAUUUCAAUGAUGUUUUGCCUUUAGAUACUACAUAGUGUUCUAAUAAGAAUCCUAAAAGCAUUUAUUUAAAUUCUUAUUAAUAUUUGACGGAUGAAGAAAUUAUCUCAAGUGACAUGUACCGUUUGAGCUCGUAUUUGACCCACAGACAGGUCUCAAUGAGAAUAGCAAAACCUGAAAGAAUUCAUCCUCCGUCGCCUAAUUUUGAACGGCUUACUGAAGUUCUAAUAACUCUUAAAAUAUCCUGAAAGUUUUUAGCUGAAAAUGAUGUUCUUUAGUCAAGAUAUUGAAUUUUCAAAAAUAACCCUUUGCCUCACCCCACCCAAAAAUCAAGUUCACUUAAAUAUUCUGUUCUCAAUGACUAGCACCAAUCACAGUCCGUAUUGAUUGAAGAAUAAGAGAUUGUAGUCGAUAUUCUAAUAAGAAAUAAUAUGAUCUAUUUGAUGAAUUAAAUCUUGAAUGGUUUAUAUUAGGUGUAGUAACAAAAUCUUCUUAUCUACUGAAUUUUUAGGCUUUAAACAUAAUCGAAAACUUUCAAAUUAAUGCACGAAAAGUAGCUGGAUCAGUCAUGCCUGCAUCGGUAUUAGCUACUGGUUUCUCAACUUUCUCAACUAAUACUAAUAAUUAUGGAUCAUCAGCGGGUUAUUCAAACAAUUCACUUGAUACUACUUUUUUUCAACCUUCAUAUGGAUUCAAUCGCCCGCCAAGUCCAAAUCCUCAACGGAAACAGCAGGCACCUACAAAUCCAUCUUCGAGUACAUUUCCAACACGUGAACCACCACCACCGCCACCACCACUUCGUCCAAGUCCUGUGCCUAGUACAUUUGGUGGAAAUCAAUCAAAUUUACCUGCACCAAUUAUGCCGCAGCGAGCUCAGGGUGCAGCGACAUCAUCAUCAUCAUCACAAUCAUCAGCUAAUAUGUUUCACGGAUUAGAUCCGUUUGCUGCAUCUGUACCAUCAUCUCAGUAUCAGAACGGUACUUCAACCCCACCAAUACCAGCUCGUCCAACACCAUCCAUUCCACCACGACCUUUCGAACGCCCACCAGUUCCUCAACGAAAUUAG
Rotaria sp. Silwood2 is the source of this 1392-nucleotide messenger RNA. Lineage: Eukaryota; Metazoa; Rotifera; Eurotatoria; Philodinida; Philodinidae. The record is from the annotation of a GenBank genome assembly.